Molecule: messenger RNA, 1696 nt
Organism: Nematostella vectensis (starlet sea anemone)
Lineage: Eukaryota; Metazoa; Cnidaria; Anthozoa; Actiniaria; Edwardsiidae
Product: insulin-induced gene 2 protein
Exons: 4
Coding region: 256-939 (227 amino acids)
Biological process (GO): cholesterol biosynthetic process; cellular response to insulin stimulus; SREBP-SCAP complex retention in endoplasmic reticulum
Cellular component (GO): endoplasmic reticulum; SREBP-SCAP-Insig complex
Source: RefSeq, a predicted model, not a curated record
AUUUGAGGUGUGAUUCACAGAAUAUCAAAGGAACCAUGGAACCGGUUGAGGCUAUAUGGCUGCUUCUGAUUGGUGGAAGUGGUCACACCGAACCACCAGAUAUUUGAAUGGAUUUGAUUGGCUGUCGCCGCAUCAUGCGAUACAACAUGCGACGUAAGGAGACCACAAACUCACUGAAACAGGACAUCGCAAUUGUUAGAUUUUCACUAAAAGUACUCAAACGAAAGGCCCUGGCCUCAUUCACACCAAGUCUUCAUGCAUUGCUUUCUGUGUGGGAAACAUUUUCAAUCGGCUGGACAGUUUAUGCUUCACAUGUAUCGUAAAAUAGCUCCAGCAACUGUGAACACUGUCGUUCGAGGAGUCGUCUUAUUCCUCAUCGGAGGUUUUCUGGCGAUGAUGCUUUUUGUACUUUCUGUGUUACCCGAAGCACAAAAAAGACGAUGGGGAUCGUUCCCUAUGGAAAUACUAGCCAAAGUCUAUUCUACAUUCUGGUGGAUUCCUCCAAGUUGUGGGACGUUAGCGGCGUUUGUUGGGCUGAUCUGCCCUUGUCUCGAUACAAAACUUGGCAAGCCUCAUAAUUUCCAGAGAGAAUGGUCAAGUGUUGCUCGCUGCGUCACGAUGUUUGUAGGGAUCAGCCACGCUAUAGCAAAAUUAAACUUCCACAGCAGCCACCAGCUGUUUUUAUUUGUUGCCUGCACAUCAUUUUUACUGUGGUGGCUUUUUGAUCGUUCUCAAAAUGGCUUCAGCGUAGCUGUUCUCAGUGCUUUGGCUGCCGCUAUAGUAGUUUACAUGCUGGCCUAUCUUGGUGUUUACAGAUAUAGAAGAAUUAUAGCAGUUGUACCAGGACUGUUUUUCGCUGGGGCAGUCACAUUUAGCAACAUUGGCAGACAGCUCGCCAUGGUUGAGGUCCAUGCUUUCAAGAAGGAGCACCUUGAAUGAGUCAGAGACAGCAAAAGAUGCAGUCUUGAAAUGGGAUGUAGCAUCUACAUAACUGAUAAACUUACUUUGAGCUGGGAAGAGCAAGUCUUGGCUCUUCUUAUUUGACCAGGAUUCCUGAAUUUUUUUUAGUCUGACAAAAUGGUUUCAUAGUUGAUCUUUAAGACAAAAAAAAAACUGGUUUUCACACCAAAGCUCCUUUUUGAGCUAAACUAAAGAAGUAUAUUUAGACAAUUCUCAAGUAUAUUCUAUCUAUGCUGAAGGUCAAUAUCUUGCUAGAGCUGUAGGACUCUAGUUUGAAAAUGCACCAAUCUUGACGCUGCUUUCCAUGAUCCUCUUAGAGCAGGCUCUGAGUUUCAUACAAGAGACAGGUCAUUAUUUCGGCAUUAGAAAUCUUUUUAUGUAAAUAUCUAACAGCAACAAGAAUAAUAGUUGUGUAGAGAUAGAAAACUUGUCUUGACAACUUUUUGUUGAAGACCUGUCUGGUUUCCUAUGAAAUGUUCAAAAUCCCAUAUUUAUUAUCCAGUUAAGGGAUUCUCCUGGUCCAGGGUUCCAAGCAUUUAGGCAAGUUUUUGUUCAGACUUUGUGUAAAUAGAGAUAAUAAUAUAACAAUAUAAGGAUUCUGUUUAAUGUUAUUUAAAUGGUACAUUAGUAAAGCACAGAGGAUAUAAUACUGUAUAAAGAAGUGCAAAGAAACCAUUUUUGAUACCCUUAAUGUUAAUGGGAGCACUUUAUAUCAUUAAAUGGGAUUUAUUUUUAA